AUCCUCCCAUUGCCACCAACAACAUCGAAUUGUUCUACUUUCUUUCACUCUUUAAACUUUACUGACAAAAUGGGUAGAUUUACAUUUGCUCAAGGACUUGUUCUAGUGCUGUUUGCUGCUUCCAUGUUGGGAGUAAGCUUGGCCAACAAGGACUGGGGCUAUGGCUUUAACCACUCCGCCUGGGGCUCCCAUCAUCCCCACAAUCAUACCAAUGGCCCCAAGAAGAUCAUUGUUGGUGGAUCACAGAAUUGGCGAUUUGGUGUCAACUACACCGAUUGGUCUCUCAAAAACGCUCCCUUCUACUUCAAAGAUACUCUAGUGUUCAAAUAUGAUCCACCAAGCAACACCACGUUUCCUCACAGUGUCUACUUGCUCCCCAACCUGCGCAGCUUCCUCAACUGUGACUUAAGAAAAGCUGAGAUGAUUGCAAACCCAACUCAGGGAGGUGGAAAUGGGUUUGAGUUCGUGUUGAAGAGGUGGAGACCUUAUUACUUUGCUUGUGGUGAACGUAAUGGCUUCCAUUGCAACGUUGGUCUUAUGAAAUUCGCUGUGGUUCCGCUGCGCCGUUGGAACUACUGACGGACACGAGGCUUAGAAUCCGGGGAAGAUGCAGUGCCUGUGUUCCAUAUCAUUUUUGUUCACAACAUUGUAUUGAGCCUUUUUUCUUUUUCCCUGUUUUAGCUUGAUUGAAAGAAGAAUAAGCUGAGAUUAAUAAUGUUCAAUGAAUUAGAGGUUCGCUAGCCAAGGCACGAAUUCAUCGCUUUCAGUCUCAGGCCAUGUUCUCCAAUAUAAGCUUGUAAUUUCUUAAUUUAAUGCGAUUGCUUUUCCCGAAGAAAAUGUUUUCGUUCUCAUA
Molecule: messenger RNA, 853 nt
Organism: Theobroma umbraticum
Lineage: Eukaryota; Viridiplantae; Streptophyta; Magnoliopsida; Malvales; Malvaceae
Molecular function (GO): electron transfer activity
Source: RefSeq, a predicted model, not a curated record